AAAGCCAUUGAGACUUCAGUGAGAUCUGACAAAGUUUCGUCACAGAGAUUUGGCAAAAAUGGCUCGAGUGUUGGUGCUGCUCUCUGUGGUGGUGGCGAGUCUGUUCUUUAAUCAAGGCGCGACAUUUGAGACCCAGCGGCUCUUCAACAACGCGGUCAUCCGUGUGCAACACCUUCACCAACUGGCUGCCAAGAUGAUGGAUGACUUUGAAGAAGCUUUGUUACCUGAAGAACGCAAACAGCUGAGCAAGAUCUUCCCCCUGUCAUUCUGCAACUCGGACUCUAUCGAGGCUCCGGCAGGCAAGGACGAGACCCAGAAAAGCUCCGUGCUGAAACUGCUGCACACAUCUUAUCGUCUGAUCGAGUCAUGGGAGUUCCCCAGCAAGAACCUGGGCAACCCUAACCAUAUCUCUGAAAAGCUGGCUGACCUGAAAAUGGGCAUCGGUGUGCUUAUUGAGGGAUGUGUGGAUGGACAAACCAGCCUGGACGAGAAUGACGCAUUUGCUCCGCCCUUCGAGGAUUUCUACCAGACCCUGAGCGAGGGGAACUUGAGGAAGAGCUUCCGUCUGCUGUCUUGCUUCAAGAAAGACAUGCACAAAGUGGAGACUUAUCUCAGCGUGGCCAAGUGCAGAAGAUCCCUGGAUUCCAACUGCACCCUGUAGGGGGCGCGUUAGAGUGAGCACAAUUUAGCCACAGCCUGGGAUCUGAGACAGGUUUUGGGUUUUAGACUUUAGGAUUUUUUUUUUUUUUGUAGUAUUCAGGUGUGGUUAAACGUAUUAGCCUUUUUCACUUAUAACUUUAUGUAUUGAUCCUGCUCACUAAGGAGAAUUCCUCUCAUCACACAUUUUGCAGAUUUCUCUCUCCUUGCAACUUCAGGGUUGUAAAAUGGGACCAAUUUCACAAUGGUGCUACGCAAAAACAAAUUCGGCUUUAUAUUAAACAAUGACCAAAAAAAAAAAAAAAAAAAUCUGAUUAAAGUACAGUGUUAACUAUGGAGUGGACGAGUUUGCUCCUGGUUGAUAAAUGUAAAAUAUUCAGUGUUAAUUUUUUUAUUAGAGUCUAAAAUCUUCAUUUAGUAUUCAGCUUUGUCUACUCCUGUG
This is a messenger RNA of Clarias gariepinus (North African catfish), 1099 nucleotides long. RefSeq names its product growth hormone 1 (gene gh1). Gene Ontology annotation, molecular function: growth hormone receptor binding; growth hormone activity. Gene Ontology annotation, cellular component: extracellular region. The record is from RefSeq and is a predicted model, not a curated record. Gene Ontology annotation, biological process: positive regulation of receptor signaling pathway via JAK-STAT; positive regulation of growth; growth hormone receptor signaling pathway. Bases 59 to 661 code for a protein of 200 amino acids. The transcript has 5 exons. NCBI's taxonomy places the organism in Eukaryota, Metazoa, Chordata, Actinopteri, Siluriformes, Clariidae.